Acanthisitta chloris (rifleman) is the source of this 842-nucleotide messenger RNA. RefSeq names its product transmembrane protein 179 (gene TMEM179). Lineage: Eukaryota; Metazoa; Chordata; Aves; Passeriformes; Acanthisittidae. The transcript has 4 exons. The record is from RefSeq and is a predicted model, not a curated record. Bases 144 to 842 code for a protein of 232 amino acids.
CUGCAUCCUUCCCUCCAGCAUCCCUCUCCCAGCAUCCCUCUCCCUGCAUCCCUCUCCCUGCAUCCCUCUCCCCGCAUCCCUCCCCGCAUCCCUCCCUGCAUCCCUCCCCGCAUCCCUCCCUCUGCCUGCGCAGAGCCGCGGACAUGGCUCUCAGCAAUUUCCUCUUCGCUCAGUGCAUCUGCUAUUUCCUGGCCUUUCUCUUCAGCUUCAUCGUGGUGGUGCCUCUCUCCGAGAAUGGCAACGACUUCCACGGCCGCUGCCUGCUCUUCACCGAGGGCAUGUGGCUCAACGCCAACCUGACGGUGGAGAGGCAGCGCUUCACCGUGCAGGAGUGGGGCCCCGAGGCUGCCUGUCGCUUCAGCAUCUUCACCGGGCUCCUCUCCCUGCUGCUGGCCACAGUGCAGGCCUGGAGGACACUCUUCUUCCUCUGCAAAGGCCACGAGGACUCUUUCUUCUACGCCUUCCUGAAUCUGCUGAUCAGCUCCUUUGUGGUGUUCAUCACAUUUAUUGCCAGCACUAUAGUGAGUGUAGGAUUUAACAUGUGGUGUGAUGCAAUUACUGAAAAAGGAAGCAUGCCAAAUAGCUGUGAAGAAUUACAGGAUUUAGAUCUUGAACUGAACUUGGAAAACUCUGCUUUCUAUGACCAGUUUGCUAUUGCACAGUUUGGUCUCUGGGCUGCCUGGCUCACUUGGCUGGCAAUUACCAUCCUGGCUUUCCUGAAGGUGUACCACAACUACAGACAGGAGGACCUGCUAGAUAGCCUGAUCCAUGAGAAGGAGCUGUUGCUAGGAAGAUCCUCUUCACGAUCCUCUUUGCAAGAUGAGAAAAGUGGCAUGAUUUAA